This is a messenger RNA of Hibiscus syriacus, 1429 nucleotides long. RefSeq names its product WAT1-related protein At5g40240-like. Gene Ontology annotation, cellular component: plasma membrane. The transcript is spliced from 8 exons. Gene Ontology annotation, molecular function: transmembrane transporter activity. Bases 159 to 1298 code for a protein of 379 amino acids. The record is from RefSeq and is a predicted model, not a curated record. Lineage: Eukaryota; Viridiplantae; Streptophyta; Magnoliopsida; Malvales; Malvaceae.
AAUUAAAAGGGAAAAGAUAACAGUUGACGUUGGAGUUCAGGUCCUGCAAUAAUUCAGUGCCACAAAUUUCUCUUCUGGAUUCCUUUUGCAUAUUGUAGUUAGAAAAUAUCUUUCCCAUUUUUCUUCUCAAAAAACAGUGAAAAGCAGGAGAUUCAGGGAUGGCCAGAAGGUACUGUUACAACGAAGUUCUGCCAUUAACAGCAAUGGCUGGAGUAGAAUGCGCAAAUGUAGGGUUAAACAUUCUAUUCAAAGAAGCAACUUCAAAGGGGAUGAGCCACUACAUCUUCAUCACUUACUCUUAUGCUCUUGGAGCCCUUCUCCUCCUCCCUUUGUCCUUCUUCUUCUUUCCCAGUAGAGCUGUUCUUCCGCCUUUGAAAUUCCACCUCGGCGCUAGAAUUUUCCUUCUUGGGCUUAUUGGAUACUUCAUCUUCCUUCUAAGUUCAAUCAUUACAGUGUUGCGAAUUUGGCGUAUAAAUACUUCGAUCAAGGAUCUUGCCAUUUACAGGUUUUCGGCUCAAGUUUGCGCUUAUAAGGGUAUAAAUCAUAGCUCCCCGACUCUUGCUUCUGCAAUCCAAAAUCUCUCACCAGCUUUUACUUUCAUACUUGCUGUUAUUUUCAGAUUGGAAACAGUAGCCUUGAGAAGCUCCAGCAGUCAAGCUCAAAUCAUGGGGAUCAUAGCAUCAAUUUCGGGUGCAUUACUAGUUGUUCUUUACAAAGGCCCCACAGUGUUUUCCUCUCCAUCAUCAUCUCCCGGUUUACUUAAAUGGCCCCUGGAAUCCUCAGAUCCAAAUUGGGUCAUUGGUGGGAUCUUACUUCUUGUUGCCUAUAUAUUGUUUUCAAUCUUGCACAUUGUUCAGACCCAAGUUAUGGAGAUUGAUUCAGCUGAGUUGGUUGUUGCUUUCUUUUUCAACUUAUGUGGGACGAUUGUAGCUGUACCAGUUUCCUUAAUGGCAGAAUCUGAGUUGAGUUCUUGGAGGCUAAGGCCUAGUGUUGCAGUUAUUGCAGUCCUGUACUCUGGUGUCUUUCAAUCAUGUAGUUCACUUGCGCUCACAUGGGGACUUCAUUUGAAAGGGCCUGUCUACAUUGCAAUUUUCAGUCCACUGUCUAUAGCCAUUGCUGCUUUUUUGAGUGCUAUCCUUGGUGAUUCUCUGCAUCUUGGAAGUAUUAUGGGAGCAACCGUCAUAUCAAUGGGAUUUUAUGCUGUAAUAUGGGGAAAGGCAAAAGAACAGAGGACUUGUUCAUCUAGUGGUAAGGUUCCUCUGUUGGAAGAGGAAGACAGAGAAGAACAGUUGCAGUGAUUCAUUAAUGGUUUAUGAAAUUAUCAAUGGAUCAUCUGUAUCUGUUUUUGUUUUGGAUUGAAAUUUAUAGAUGCUAAGCUGAUGAACGAUCACCAUCAUUUUAAACAAAAUAAUAUUGGGUCUAAUUCCGA